GCGUGUUGAGCCUACAAAGGAAGGGAAACCACAAAUGUUUUUUUCUCUGACGGAAUGUUCCCCUUUUCUAUAGCUUGCGUUUCUGAGUGUAGACGACAGUGUGUGUGAGGGUCAGAGAAAGAGAGAGAUACAGCUCUAAAUGUGGUCAGCCUCCCACAAGCGUGCAGUCUGGACCCUACUUAAACAGACCCUCAGGCAGGAACUGGUCCCAAUCUCUCCACUUUCUCCCCCCUAUCAUCACAGAGAGAGUUCCUGACUAAUCCCCUCUCUCAAGUACACGGUGAGCAAGGGAGAAUCAGCUCCUCAUUUCCAGGGCACACUGGUAGACAUUCUCGUUCAGCAAACCUCCGGAGGAGAAUCUCUCCCUGAAGACCUGGCUUUGUAGUUUGAACGAUCUUGGGACCUGACAUUUCUGUCGCUGGAGCUGCCAACAGGGUAUUCAAACAGGAGGGACACAAAGUAGGUGCAUCAAUGGAUCUGCAUGGGUUAUGGAGAUAAGGAGAUACAUAAUGGCUCAACAUGGGAACAUGACAGUGCUCUAUCAAGGUUUUGCUAAUGCUAUCAGCAGUUCUACUGCGAACAGUAGCCUCCUCAAUGCUAACCUGCCUCACACCAGCCUCCCUCAAACCAACACCAGCUCGGUACUGUGCCCAUGGAAACCCACCAUCUCGUCAGUGUCUGUUGCCGUCCCCAGCUUCUCCAUGACUCUGGGCGCCUUGUCCAACAUCAUUGCUCUUGUCAUCCUGAUCAAAUCCUACGCCAGGUUCCGCAGGAGGUCCAAAGCCACCUUCCUGCUCUUUGCCAGCAGCCUGGUGCUGACUGAUUUCGCCGGGCACGUCAUCCCAGGCGCGCUGGUCCUUCGUCUCUACUCGGAGGAAAUUGUCAGCACUGGACCGAUGUGCCAGUUUCUGGGGGGCUCCUUGGUGUUCUUCGGCCUGUGCCCACUCUUCCUGGGCUGCAUCAUGGCAGUUGAGCGCUGUGUCGGUGUCACAAAACCCCUGCUCCAUUCAGCUGUGGUCACGUCCACCAGGACUAAGCUGGCCGUUGUCUUUCUUUGGUUGACGGCCGGAUUCGUCGCUUUCCUGCCCUUUCUGAACUUUGGCCGAUAUGGCGUCCAGUGCCCGAGGACCUGGUGUUUCAUCCGCCUGGGGGGCCCUGCCCAGCACUGGACAGAGGAUGCCUUUGCUCUGCUCUUCUCUUUCCUGGGAAUGAUGGCUCUGUUAAUCUCACUGAUCUGCAACACCAUCAGCGGAGUGACGCUCAUCCAGGCCAGGAUUAAGAAGCAGAAUUGUAACCGCAGAGCAAAAUCCCAUGACAUCGAAAUGGUUAUCCAAUUAAUUGGGAUCAUGAUGGUGUCCUGUGUCUGCUGGAGCCCUCUUCUGGUGAUUGUUGGUUUAAAGAAAAUCCAGACCAUUGAGAAAGUGUCCUGGUUAAGCUUCCUCGGGGUACGCAUGGCUUCCUGGAAUCAGAUUCUGGAUCCCUGGGUGUACAUCCUGCUCCGACGUGCAGUCCUGAGGAAGGUUUAUACCAUGCUCGUAAGAAAGACGGACUUCAAUAAGAGCAAAUUUGACCGCUGGGAGUUUAGCUCCUUUCAGAGUUCAGAACGCAGUGUCAUUAACAAAUUCUGAAUGGAGACGGCUGGUGAGGAUCGGAAGCUGAAGACAUUGGUGAUGAGUCUCACUCCCGGCCACCUUGAGAGGAAUGUCAUAUUGCUCCAGCUGGCACCGAAGGAAGCAGACAUGGUGAAGAGAAGAACUUGAUCCCUCAGGGUCCUUUAGAGCUGCUGACUGUCAAUGUAGCAGCAGAAAACCUAAUGAUUAUUUUAACCCAUUGGGAUCUGACUCAGAUCACCGUGUCCUGUCGAUCGAGAACUCAGUGUGAAACUGAUUGAAUGUACCUUGAGUCCCAGAGGAUUAGAUCUGGUCUAAAGACUGUGCAAAACUGACUGACCAAGUGAGGACAAGUCAUUUCUUUGGGCUUCAGUUGGUGUGAACCAACACUGGACAAUCAACAAGAACAUUGCUUUCGUGUCAAAUAAGAUUUGGGGAGGGUGAGUGUGGCUUGGUAACAGGCAGGGCGGGCAAAAGCCAUUGAAACCAUGACCCCAACAAAGCAGUAACUCGAUGGUCAAGCGAACAUUGGGUUCUACCGCAAGGUCGACGGUGUGGAGAGUUCAAAAUUGAUCUGGUAACUCUCGAGUCAGCUGAGAAAUGCUGGCCUGUGGUUUGACAGAAGGCUUUUCCUGGUGAAAAGUUGAUUCCUUGGAUUUGUUGGGGGUUGGAGUGGUGGGGGGAGGAGAAGGUAGUUUGUUGGCAUCUCCAUUAUAAAUGCCCUCCUCGCUCUUUCACUUUGGAGGGUCUUUUGGGGAAUUUCUGACUUGGGCAGAACUGCCCUCCUUUCAUGAAGUAGGUAAUAUGACAAGGAAAGGGUGGAGGGGCAUAGGGAACUCAGCAUUGCGUGUGAAAAACCAAAUCUCCUCCAGCCCAUGGGCGAAAAGCAGGAAGUGUUAGAACACACAACAGCAGCAAACUAUUACUAAGUGAUGACAGGAAAGGAAAUUCAUUCCCAUUGGCUGUGUGCCUGUCAUUGGUGUUUGAAGUCGCAAUUGUCCAGUUGUGUGGCCAAAGCUUUCUAUGUUUUUGUCUGCAAGCCUGGGGAAUGUCGCAUCAAUGGCUGGGGUUGAAAUCUCCAAAAUUAGAACAUUGGAAUCAAACUCUGUAAUGGUUGCAGCCUGCAUGAUACUGAUGCACUAACAAGCCAAUUUAUUUUGUUGCUGGGAUUUUACUGUGUUUUUGAGGUUUUAUUGGAAUGCUGCCUUUCACCCUUGGUGGGUCUGGACUUUACCUACUCUCUGGUGUGCAUCUCUGGGUUCUGCAUAAUUGUUUCAAUGUUCAUAAGAGUUUAUUUUUUUUAAAAAAAUUCCUAUGGUUUUUCAUUCCAAUGUCCGACAAUAUGUCCCCUCUUUGUGUUGUGUAAACUUUCCCUUGAGCAAAUGGUCCCCGAGCCAGGGCUGGUCUGAAACCAGAAGCCAUCAAUAAACACCAUUCCUACAGAACCCUAUUCAACAGCCUGUUCACAGAAAAAGUGGUGGGGGCGUGGGGUGAUAUGGCUUUGGUUAUGACUGGGAGGGGUUAAGGCAUGUAAAAUCUGUUGAGGGAAAGACAGCAUAGUCCCAGAGGGUCACUCAGUCAUGAGAGAGAUGGACAACUGGUGUAACCAGAGGAGUCACCAACCCCUCAGGCAAUCUUGAGAAGGAGAGUCCUUUCAGGGUGACCUCAGCCUGUGGCAGGGAUUGAACCCACCCUGUUGGCAUCAGUUUGUUUUGCAAUCCAGCCUCCAGCCAACUAAGCUAUGGGCAAGCUGGAGAGAGGCACAAGAGUGAAAGGAUGUGAGGUGAAGGAAGAAACAUAAACAAGCAGCAUGGACCAGGCAGGCUGAAUGGCCUCUUUCUGUGCUGUGCAUUGUGUACACAAAUGCUCUGUGAAUCUGCUAAUGGAAUGGUUGGGCUCAUAUUUCACUUUGGAAGGACUACCAUCCGUUCCUGGGUUAUAGCAGCCAUACUGACCUGUGGCAACAUACCAGAAGCCAAAAGCACAGAAAGAUGCAGGUGGGCACUCACUGUGUGGUGCUGAUGGAGUGCCACACUGCCAGAGGUGCUGACUUUCAGCUGAGACUGUACCUUCAACCUGGGUAGGUGCAAAAGAUUCUGUGCCUCUACUUCGAAGAAAAGCGAGGGAAUUUCUCCCCCUGAGUCCAGCCAGCAUCAGCAGGAAAGGAUCGGCCAGUCAUUAAUCACAUUGCUGUUUGUGGGAUCUUGCUCAGGCUGGAUUAGCUGCUGAGUUUCCCCCAUUAUAACAGCCAAGGGCCUACAACGUCCUUCCCGUUUCCCAACCUGACACUGUUGACUGCCACUUGUAGCUGCGUGAAGUGGGGGAACAGGCUGGAGCACGUUAAAACAAGGAACAAAAGCAGAAGUUGCUGGAAAAGCCCAGCAGGUCUGGCAGCAUCUGUGAAGGAAAAAUCAGAGUUAACGUUUCAGGUCCAGUGACCCUUCCUCAGAACUUGUAUUCCAGGCGGGGCUAGGUUUAAUCCAAGAUGACCAUCGCUAAAAAUAAUUGCACUAACCACUUUCUAGAAAACUCCAAACCUCAUUGGUAGUCGAGGCUAUGACACAAUCUGAAGGGGUUACAUCUUAAGCUGUUGACUCCUUCAUUCAUUGCACUUUACUUUGCAAAUGGCACUUCAAUGAACGAUAUAUUUUAUAUUUGCUCAGAUCUCAGUACUGUUUAUUUUUGUGUCAACGUUCAGGAAUGCAGAGAAUUGCUCAGCUCAAAGAAUUUUUUAAAAAUAUGUGAAUAUUAAAUGAAUGUAUUUAAGAAUUAUCAUUAACUUUUGAACCAUGUAUUUUUGUAUGGUGGCCUUUUGAGUCAUUGCUUUGAUGUGACAAUAAAAAUUGAUGUUCAUAAC
Messenger RNA from Rhincodon typus (whale shark), 4467 nucleotides. Its product is annotated as prostaglandin E2 receptor EP1 subtype-like. Lineage: Eukaryota; Metazoa; Chordata; Chondrichthyes; Orectolobiformes; Rhincodontidae. The transcript is spliced from 3 exons. Gene Ontology annotation, molecular function: thromboxane receptor activity; prostaglandin E receptor activity. Gene Ontology annotation, cellular component: plasma membrane. The coding region runs from base 489 to 1628 and encodes 379 amino acids. The record is from RefSeq and is a predicted model, not a curated record. Gene Ontology annotation, biological process: inflammatory response; adenylate cyclase-activating G protein-coupled receptor signaling pathway; positive regulation of cytosolic calcium ion concentration.